AUGCGAGGAUCGCAGUUGUUAGCAGGAGUUCUGCUGUUGGGGACUUGCCUGUCGCUGGUGAACUCCCAAAUCCCAGGAUUCGGAACCUGUCCGGAUUACUCGCCCAUACAACGCUUCAAUCGGACUCGCUUCCUCGGAACGUGGUACGAGAUCGAGCGAUAUUUCACCGUCACUGAGGUCGCCACCAAGUGCGUAUCGGUGACUUAUGAGCAGCGAGCUGACGGGAAGAUCUACGUCCGAAAUGCGUACACCAAUCGGUUCAACGGCGUGGAGAGGAUCAUCUCUGGGGUGAUGGAUAAAGGUGGUCGAGCGAAGGAUGGGCGCUAUCAGAUCGAGUACACCUCAUUCCCGUACAACUAUAACGCGUCGGUGAUGGUUCUGGACACGGACUACGAUAACUUUGCCGUGCUGUUUUCCUGCAGCUCUUUCGGACCAGUCGGUCAUGCUGUAUCCGCUUGGAUGAUGGCACGCGAACGCCUUCCCGGAGGACCAAUCCUACAACGAGCCUACGGUGUGUUGGAUAAGUACAAGAUCUCGCGGACGUUCUUCUUGCGCACUAAUCAGGACGAUUGUGUGACAUUGGCACCUCCACAACCAGCGAUCGAUCCAACGGAACCAAACAUCCAGGAUGCUCGCAAUGAAGGAGUCAUCGUGCGUAAUGAAGACGAUCUGCAGCAGUUGCGUAGCGAUAUUUUUGCCGUUGGACCGGAACCCAGCAAACCGAUCGAUUCCGUUCUAGAAGAUCAUCAGUAA
Messenger RNA from Anopheles nili, 753 nucleotides. RefSeq names its product lopap-like. The coding region runs from base 1 to 753 and encodes 250 amino acids. Gene Ontology annotation, molecular function: pigment binding. The record is from RefSeq and is a predicted model, not a curated record. Lineage: Eukaryota; Metazoa; Arthropoda; Insecta; Diptera; Culicidae. The transcript has 3 exons.